Molecule: messenger RNA, 3103 nt
Organism: Bombina bombina (fire-bellied toad)
Lineage: Eukaryota; Metazoa; Chordata; Amphibia; Anura; Bombinatoridae
Product: peroxisomal N(1)-acetyl-spermine/spermidine oxidase-like
Exons: 8
Coding region: 32-1765 (577 amino acids)
Molecular function (GO): polyamine oxidase activity
Source: RefSeq, a predicted model, not a curated record
AAAAAAUCAUUUCUGCACAAAGUGAUGCAAGAUGCAGACAAUACGGAUUAUAGUAAUUUUACUCUUAAAUUUCCUCGCUGCAAACUUUGGUUUAGAAGAUGGCCCAAUUCCAUCUGAUCUCUCGAAGCAAAAUGGGAACCAGACACAACCCACAACCCAAGGUCCAGAAGCAGAUGAUGAUAACAAGACUCUGGGGCUCCAAGGUCACCUUGAAAAAAAUCUCCACCAUGAGCUCUCCGUCUCCAGACCCGCAGAGUCUAUGGCUUCCCGGAGGCCUGCGGUGCUGAUCAUUGGCUCAGGAAUAUCCGGCCUCGGGGCAGCCCAGAAACUACACAAACACGGCUUCAGGAAUCUGAUAGUAUUAGAGGCGACAGGAAGAACUGGAGGUCGGAUACGCAGCGAGAAAUUCGCAAAAGGUCUGGUUGAGAUUGGUGCUCAGUGGAUUCAUGGACCAUCUCCUGAAAAUCCUGUGUUCCAGCUCUCCGCCCAAUACAACUUACUUGAACCAGAAGCUCUCCUUGAAGAGAAUCAGAAAAUGGAGGCAGGGGGUAACCACAGUGGCAUUAUUUUCUACAGCAGCUCUGGCAAACAGAUCAGCCCAGAGCUGGCUGUAAGUGUUGAGGAGAUGUAUACAUCUUUUUUAAACAGGAGCAGAAACCACCUGACGCCAGACGUAUCUCAUGCAAAUUCCAGUGUAGGAGGCUUCAUAAAACAGGAGAUUGCUCUGAGUUCUAAGGAAUGGGAUGGAGACUCAGUUGAUUUGAAGAUGGCUUUAUUAAAAACACUAUUUAAACAUGAGUGCCUUGUUAUUGGGACACACAGUAUGGACAAUGUGGCACUUGAAUCCUUUGGAGAAUAUAAAUUGCUACCAGGGAGUGACUGCACCUUCCCGGGGGGGUUUGAAAGCCUUAUAAACAGCAUGAAAUCAACACUCCCUGAUGAUAUUUUCAAACUGAACAAAGCUGUGAAAAAUAUCCACUGGAAUGGGUCCUUCGAAGACAGCAGCUCUCGCUCAUAUCCUGUACAAGUGCAGUGCGAAGAUGGUGACACUUUUGUAGCAGAUCAUGUCAUUGUCACUGUCCCUCUAGGAUUCCUGAAAGAACAAAAUGCAAGUUUCAUGAACCCUCCUCUACCACCCCGGAAGGUUCAGGCAAUUCAGAACUUGGGAUUUGGAACAGUUAACAAGAUCAUUAUGGAGUUUGAGGAACCAUUUUGGGACCCCACACAUAAAUACUUAGUGCUGGUGUGGGAGGGGGAGUCCCCGCUAGUAGAGCCACAACGGGAUAUGCGUCGUGAUUGGGUGAAGAAACUUUCUGGAUUUGUGGUACUGCAGCCACCUGCACAGCUCGGCCACGUUCUUUGUGGUUUUAUUUCUGGUGAGGAGGCUAAGUUCAUUGAAACAUUGACAGACGAAGAAGUCCUCACCGCAAUGACUUCUGUGCUGAGACAGUUCACAGGAGAUCCUAAUCUCGGCCCCCCUGUACGCAUCCGGCGCACACGCUGGCGCAGUGAGACAUUCACCCGAGGCUCCUACAGUUAUGUGGCAGUUGGCAGUUCUGGGAAGGAUGUAGAUAUUCUGGCACAGCCACUACCAGAGGAGGGAGACACAGCCAAGCCCCUGCAGGUUCUCUUUGCUGGAGAAGCAACACACAGAACCUUCUAUUCUACAACUCAUGGUGCUUUGUCAUCUGGCUGGAGAGAAGCUGAUCGUCUGAUUGGGCAGUAUCCUGGGCUGGAACCUUCACUCAGCAAAGCCAAGCCCUGAUGAUAAAUCCUCACUUAUUGUUCAGUCCAUUCUUAUUGUUUAAAGUAUUCUAACAGCCAGAUUAAAGAAAAAUGUAACAAACUACAUCAAAAUAGUUAAAAUACUGAGGUGCAGGAUAAACAAGACAAUAAGAUGAUGACUUGCAUAUUGCAGCACAGUAUAAUGUAGGCGCAUUGAAAAGCACUAUAGAAAAUGUAUCUCUGAAAGUUUUACAAUACACUUGAUAAGACAAAAAUGCUCUGUGUAUCUCUCUAUUGAUGUUUAAAAGGCCAUAGUAAUAAAAAUAAUUACAUGCUCUAAUUCGUUAUCAAUCCUGCACUCCAAUCAGCAGCCCUAGUCGCAUGACUCAGAUGUAGAACUAGUGCUGCUGAUUGGAUCAGUGGGGGUUUCCACUGAGGACCAGUAGUGCUCUAGGAGUCCUGAGUGAUACUUCUACUGUGUCUUUAACCUCUUCUUCUUCCUUCUCCUUCAGACUGAUCUUAUCUUAGGUCACCUCACUCAGAAGCUUAUCAAGACAAUGAGGCCCAUUUAUCAAGCUCCGUAUGGAGCAUGAAGGGCGUGUUUCUGGCGAGUCUUCAGGCUCGCCAGAAACAGCAGUUAUGAAGCAGUCGUCUAAAGACCGCUGCUCCAUAACCCUGUCUGCCUGCUCUGAUGAGGUGGACAGGAAUCGCCGCAAUUCAACCCGAUUGAAUAUGAUCGGGUUGAUUGACACCUCCGCGAGUCAUCAGGGGGUGGUGUUGCACAAGCAGCUCUUGUGAGCUGCUAAUACAAUGCUGAAUACGGAGAGCGUAUUGCUCUCAGCAAUUCAGCGAGGUCUUGCGGACCUGAUCCGCACUGUCGGAUCAGGUCCACAAGACCUUUCAUAAUUCGGCCUCUAUGUCACUCAUCUCAGCUCACAAGUGCACCCAAUCACAACACAGGGUCUGUGAUAUACUAGUGAAAACACUUGUGAUUGGCUGCAUUUGUGAAAAGCCAGGACAAAAAAGUUAUAGCACAUAAAAAAGAGUUAAUGGUUGACCUGUACAUAUACCAUAAGUUACAUUUCAGUAGUGAUGAGAAGCUUAACCCCUUUAUAGCUAACAGGAAACAUCACAUCUUACUGUAAAGCUUUAUGCCCACAACUAUGAUUAUCUGAGCAACAUUUGAAAUACAUGAUGUGACUGUAAUACUUUAAUCUCAGAGACACUGCUAUAGAAAAAAACUCUAUGCUAGAUGGAACAUCAGAUUAUCGUGUGCUAUGCAAGUAAUGACACGUGUACCAAUAACUACACUUGUUAUAUCAUACAAUGUAUUAUAAAAAUAAAUUGUAAUUCAUUAUUAAAAAUACAUUUCUUUGAA